This is a messenger RNA of Merops nubicus (carmine bee-eater), 1856 nucleotides long. RefSeq names its product beta-1,3-N-acetylgalactosaminyltransferase 2 (gene B3GALNT2). Bases 1 to 1521 code for a protein of 506 amino acids. Gene Ontology annotation, cellular component: membrane. Gene Ontology annotation, molecular function: hexosyltransferase activity. The transcript is spliced from 12 exons. Lineage: Eukaryota; Metazoa; Chordata; Aves; Coraciiformes; Meropidae. The record is from RefSeq and is a predicted model, not a curated record.
AUGGAUUGGUUUCAAAGGCAGAUCAGACAGAGUCCUCCUCAGAUACCGGCCGCUGAAGAAGGGAGCUUGAUGCUUAUGAUCCCUCAGCUUUAUGCUGAAUACGAUGCCUAUGGGAUGGAACACCUCAUGGGUCCACUGGCCUUCUUUCCUUGGUGGAAGCUGAAACAUUAUGAUGUUAUUGUGGGUGUUCUGUCAGCUCGACACAAUCAUGAACUGCGCAGUGUUAUAAGGAGCACUUGGUCCAAGCACCUGAAACAACAUCCUGCACUGAGCCAACGUGUCCUUGUCAAGUUUAUAAUAGGUGCUCAUGGUUGUGCUGUGCCACUGGAUGACAGAGAAGACCCCUACUCCUGCAAACUUCUGAACAUCAGUAACCCAGUACUGAAUCAGGAAAUUGAAGCUUUCAGUCUCCCUGAGGAUGUACCUUCUGUGCUAUCUGAAGACAGAAUUGUCAGUGUGAACUUCCGUGUACUUUACCCCAUUGUCAUUACCAGUCUUGGGGUAUUUUAUGAGGCUGAUGGGGUGGGAUUCCAGAGGAACAUCACUGUAAAACUGUACCAGGCAGAACAUGAGGAAGCUCUCUUCAGUGCUCGCUUUAGUCCACCGAGCUGUGGAGUGCAAGUGAACAGGUUGUGGUACAAGCCAGUAGAGCAGUUCAUUUUGCCAGAGAGUUUUGAAGGUACCAUUGUGUGGGAAAGCCAGGAUCUUCAGGGCCUCGUUUCAAGAAACCUUCAUAAAGUGACGGUGAAUGAUGGAGGGGGUGUUUUCAGAGUCAUUACAGCAGGAGAAGGCUUGCUGCCACAUGAACUCACAGAGGGUGUGGAAGGAAUAGCGGGUGGUUUUAUCUAUACUAUUCAAGAAGGUGAUGCUCUUUUAAAAAGUCUCCAUACUCGCCCAGAAAGGUUUACAAGUCACAUUAAAAAUCUUGAAGAAGAAGAUGCUUUAUUGAAGGAAGAAAGCAGUACCUAUGACGAUAUUGUUUUUGUAGAUGUUAUUGACACUUACAGAAACGUUCCAGCCAAGCUGCUGAACUUCUACCGAUGGACAGUUGAAUCAACGAGUUUUGAUUUGUUGCUGAAGACAGAUGAUGACUGUUACAUUGAUUUGGAGGCUGUUUUUAACAGGAUAAUGCAGAAAAAAUUGGACAGGCCAAACAUUUGGUGGGGAAAUUUCAGACUAAAUUGGGCAGUUGAUCGAACCGGGAAAUGGCAAGAGCUGGAGUACCCGAGUCCUGCAUAUCCAGCCUUUGCUUGUGGAUCCGGCUACGUCAUCUCCAGGGACAUUGUUCAGUGGCUGGCAAGCAACUCUGAAAGAUUAAAGACAUACCAGGGUGAAGAUGUGAGUAUGGGCAUCUGGAUGGCAGCUGUAGGACCGAAACGAUACCAAGAUAGUCUCUGGUUGUGUGAGAAGACAUGUGAGAGUGGCAUGCUGUCUUCCCCCCAGUAUUCUCCACAGGAACUGACGGAGCUCUGGAGAUUAAAGGAACUGUGUGGAGAUCCUUGUAGAUGCGAGGAAAGAUGAUGGACUUGCUUUGGAAAACAGGGUAGCAUAGACUGAUCAUGGAAAAGUGUCCAUUUGGAUUCAUUCUUGGAACAAUAAGGAAUAUUAAGGUAUCGUUUAGUGCUGGGUUUCAACUCAAGUAGAACUAUUUGCACAUCCCUUUUGAUAGUUACCAAGUGGACUGAUACUAUUAAUUUUCUAUAGUAUAGAUGUUGAUCUGACAAAAAAUGUUUAGGAGAAAAAAACCUCCUUUUUAUAUAAAGUCAAAGACUACUUGUAAUUAAUAAAUGCACAUAAGAAUGCCAACUGGCCUGUUUUUUUUUAAAUUAAAGUACUACUGAUUUAAUUCUGUAUAG